Molecule: messenger RNA, 3732 nt
Organism: Saccharomyces kudriavzevii IFO 1802
Lineage: Eukaryota; Fungi; Ascomycota; Saccharomycetes; Saccharomycetales; Saccharomycetaceae
Gene: NST1
Product: Nst1p
Exons: 1
Coding region: 1-3732 (1243 amino acids)
Source: RefSeq, a predicted model, not a curated record
AUGCCACCAAACUCCAAGAAUAAAAGAAGAAAAAACAAGUCCAAACAGCACACUAAGAAAAAUGGGAACUUGGAUCCUGAGCAACAUAUAAAUCCUGCACAUCUAGUAUCUCGAAUGGAACCAGAGCUGUAUCAUACGGAAUCGGAAUACCCAACUUCAAGAGUAAUAAAAAGAGCACCCAAUGGGGACGUCAUUGUAGAGCCAAUAAACAUGGACGAUGAUAAGAAUGAACGUGCGACGGAUCUUAGUGAAAACAAAGACAGCAAGGACUCAGCUUCUUUAGCUUUUACUCUUGAUUCUCACUGGGAAUCAUUAUCGCCGGAGGAGAAGAAGACUAUCCUGCGAAUUGAAAAAGAGGAAGUGUUUAAUGUAAUAAGGAAUUAUCAGGAUGAUCAUAGCUGCAGUUGUUCCGUUUGUGGACGCCGCCAUCUAGCAAUGGAUCAAGAAAUGGAGCGCAUUUACAACACUCUUUACGCCAUGGACAAAGAUAAAGAUCCUGAGACAAAUCCUGUCAAAUUUCACUUGGGAAUAAUAAAGGAAUUACAAAUCUCCAAGAACCAACAACAGAAUGAUUUACAUUCCGCGAAGGGUGAAGUUGUAAAAACUUUUCUUUCGUCAAGUACUGUUGAUUCCUUGAAAGAGGAAGUACUGCAUUUUAAGCAAAAGCAACUUUCUAAACAAGAACCAGUGCAUGAGGAAACAGCCGAUAGUACUUCAUUCCUUGAAGAAAAUUUGAACAAUGUACACAUCAACAAAACUGCAAGUACCAUUUCUACAAAUCUUGACUCUGUGAAUGAUGAAGAAUUGAAACAAAAAUACUCUAACUUUACAAAAACCUUUAUCUCAUCCCAUCCCAAAAUAGCGCAAGAGUACGUGCAGAAAAUGAUGAUGUAUCCAAAUAUAAGGGCAUUGACAGAUGAUUUAAUGAGUAAUAACGGGCAAGGUUUUCUAAAUGCAAUCGAAGACUUUGUGCAAGAUGAUCAAUUAUUAACACCAAAAAAAGAUGAUAGUGCGACUGACAAUAAAUCAUCUUACGCUGAUUUAACUGAUCCAAAAGAGUUUACGACAAUGCUACAUAGUGGGGAACCACUGACAGAGGAUGAAUAUGCCGACCUUCAGCGUAAUAUCGCCGAGAGGAUGACGAAUGCCUAUGACACGACAAGUAAGCAAUUCAAAGACGUGUCACAACUAGAGAAGGAGCUAUUUACACGAUUUAUGUCAGGAAAUGAUAAAAAAUAUUUUAGAGAACUGAUAAUUCAAUCCUUUAGAAAUAAAUUUGAUGGAGAAUUAGGCCCAUCUGUUCUGGCAGCGACUUUGAGUUCAUGCUUUUCAUCUCAAACAAAGGAUAACUCAAUUGACACAGAUUCCAUAUAUGAAGAUGAAGAAGAGGAAGAUUAUGACUAUUCAGAAUAUGCUGAAGAUAGUGAAGAGGUAUCUGAGUAUGAAGAAGUAGAGGAAGAAAAAAGAUUUUCACAUUAUGAUGACAAAAAUAACGAAGUACGUGACACGUUGCAUUUAAGCGACGAUCACGAACAUAAAGGACAAAAUCAUUCCUAUCAUCACUACCAUAAUGUGAGUACACACAGCGAGGAUGAAGUGAGUGAAGAAGAGUACAUUUCAGAUGUCGACUUACCUCGCGAUUCCCUUCAACAUUAUCGUGACGACGAUGGCAUACUGGACGAAGAUGAAGAUGACUUGGAGGGAAGGGAUGAAAACGAAGAACAAGACGAGGAGGACGAAGAGGAAGAUGCAUAUGAUAGUGGUCUAGAUGAAACUGAUCGUCUAGAAGAAGGUCGCAAAUUGAUUCAGAUUGCCAUAACAAAAUUACUCCAAAGUAGAAUAAUGGCUUCGUACCAUGAGAAACAGGCAGAUAAUAACAGGCUUAAACUGCUGCAAGAACUGGAAGAAGAAAAAAGAAAAAAGAGAGAGAAAGAAGAGAAGAAGCAGAAAAAAAGAGAGAAAGAGAAAGAAAAGAAGAAAUUACAGCAGUUAGCCAAAGAGGAAGAAAAGCGAAAAAGAGAAGAAGAAAAAGAGAGGCUAAAAAAGGAACUGGAGGAGCGGGAAAUGAAAAGACGAGAAGCUCAAAGGAAAAAGGUUGAAGAAGCUAAACGAAAGAAGGACGAAGAAAGAAAACGCAGGUUGGAAGAGCAACAACGAAGAGAGGAAAUGCAAGAAAAACAGCGCAAGCAAAGAGAGGAGCAAAAACGCAAGAGAGAAGAGGAGAAAAAACGUAUCAGAGAACAGAAAAGGCUGCAACAAGAAAAGCUACAGAGGGAAAAGGAAGAGGAGGAAAAAAAAAGGAUAGUUACCGAGGACAAGCUAAGGAAGCAAAAACUGAGUGAAGAACAGAUAUCUGCAAACGUUUAUUCCUCGAACUUUUUUGCCGAAAAUGGAGUUUCCAAUUCCGCUUCAUCCCAAUUGCUUCCUAGUAUUAAUAGAUACCAGGAGGAGAGUAAUCGCAGUAUCAAUGAUGAGAUACUUAAAAUGGUUAAUAGCGUGGCGGCAUCCAAACCAGUUUCACCAACUGGUUUUAAUAUCCAUGAUUUGCUUCUUUCCUCGAAUGAUAAUCAGAUGGCGGCCAUAGAACAACCCCAGUUAUCUCAGCCAGCUAACAAAAACAACGCUUUUGGAAGUGCGACUAUCCCGAAUGCCGUAAAUUUUUCAACGAACUCUUCGUCACUGGCUGAAAACGACUAUUUGAUGAGGUCACAAACCCAACAAAACGGCAGUAUGUUGAUGCCCAACGGUUCAUCAUCAACCAAACUAUUGCCAAAUGACUUUGUAUUAUCAUCUUGGGGCGGCUCGACAAAUACACUCUCCACGAAUUCUGCAUGUAAACCACCGAAUAUUCAAGCGACAGGAUUGUCACCGCAAGUCCAACGGCUCAGUCCGCAACCAACUAUACCAACAUUCGGACUAUCUGAGGAUGGUACUCAUCGGAAGUCAUUUGCCGAGGAAUUAAACACCUUGACUAGCAUGCUCUCCUCUGCUGGGUUUGCGGAUACAUCGCUUUCAUCAUCAGGAUUCCCACAAUCACAGCGUUCUGUAUGGAACGACCAAAAAAGUUCAUUUUCUGGACCAACAACUGCCGGAAACUUCAACAAUAACAGCGUACAAAGUGGAAUGAUACUUCCAUCAACGAUGACAAACGCUGAAAUGCUGCCUCAUCGAACUUCUAUUUGGGACAACAGUUCCACCCCCAUGGCAAGCAAACCCGACGUAGCUGGUCACAAUAUGUCAAGUACUGCGCAAGAUAGUCCUGUGUUCAUGCCAUCGAACAUCUGGUCCAAUAAUAAUACAUAUAGUGAACCGUAUUUGACUGGCAACACUAAACCACCGUCGGGAAUUCCGCACGGCAUGGAUGAGAGCCAUAUUCUGGAUAGUAUCUACAAUACCUAUUUAACUAUUUCUCUGCCAGAUAGCUUAAAUCAGUACGUUGCCGUUGGGACACUUUUCCAAAGCUUAAUAGGAUUCAAUAUGGAUUACUCAACAUUCAUCCACAAGCUGAUAAGCAUGCAGGCAGCCUACAAUUGCGAGUUUUUCACUGAUCCCAACGGAACCAUUACUCACGUUCGGUUUGCUAGACAAAGUCCCACUAGUCACUCGAAGGGGUUGCUAAGCAAGCUCUUUAAUGACAUGAACGACCCCACUACGACACCUUUCACCUCAAGACCUCAUACUUCCACAACCGCAACUUUUCCAAUCACUCCUUCAACUACCCAAACAAGUUAA